UCCUGACCGUGCUACGAAUGACUGUAUAAUCCGUGAACCAAUGGUUCAGAUCCGUCGUCCUUCGUGACCUGCCCUCACAUACUCGCCGUGCGCUGCCGCCGCUAUGCCGCGCUCGCUCCCAUCCGCCGCCGUGGCUUCUAGCCGCCGCUUUCUGUGCACCAUGACCGCGGAUACAACCCUAUUCCCAACUCACCUUCUCGCUCUGCCGCCCGUCGUGCCUUCGCCCGCCGCCGAUGAGCUAGCGCGCCUACUCCUCUCGCACCACAACCCCUUCCAUCCGGCCGAGUCGACGCUCCAGCUUCUGUCCGGCGGGGGCGUGUCCCUCUCCCAGAGCCUCCUCGUGCAGAUCCUCCUCCGUCUCCGCGGCGCAUCGAAGCUUGCCCUCUCGCUCCUCAACUCCGCCCGCCUCCACCCAUCACCGUCAGUUUCCUCUCCGCCAAACGCCGACGCGUACGACGCCGUCGUCGACGCCCUCGGCCGCGCGCACCAGUUCGACGCCGCGUGGCGGCUCGUCGUCGAGGCCGCGGCGGACGGCGCCGCCACGUCCCGCACGUUCGCAGUGCUCGCGAGGAGGUAUGUCGCUGCGGGGAUGACGAGGCAGGCGGUGCGUGCAUUCGAUGACAUGGAAGCAUUCGUCGGAAGAGAGCCCGAUGCCGGGGAGUUUACUACUCUUCUCGAUACGCUCUGCAAGUACAAGUACCCCAAGGUAGCUACAGAGGUUUUUAAUAAAAGAAAAUACAAAUACGAACCAAAUGAAAAGAUGUACACGAUUCUAAUAUAUGGUUGGUGCAAGGUAAACCGAAAUGACAUGUCGCAGAAAUUCCUAAAAGAUAUGAUUGAUCAUGGGAUAGAGCCGAACGUAGUUACAUACAACAUUCUCUUAAAUGGUGUCUGUAGGCAUGCAAGUUUGCACCCUGAUAACCGAUUUGAUAGAACAGUUCGUGCAGCUGAGGAUCUCUUGAAGGAGAUGCGUGACAGGGGAAUUGAACCAGAUGUAACGAGCUACUCAAUCGUACUGCAUGUUUACAGUCGUGCACAUAAGGCUGAGCUAUGUUUGUGUAUGUUCCGCUCAAUGAAAGAUAGAGGCAUUUGCCCCACAGUGGCAACAUACACUUCUGUGAUCAAGUGCCUUGCUUCAUGUGGGAGACUGGAAGAUGCUGAGAGGUUGCUUCAUGAGAUGGCAAGUGAGGGAGUAUGCCCCUCCCCAGCAACCUACAAUUGUUUCUUUAAAGAGUACCGAGGGAGAAAAGACGUUAUUGGUGCUCUAGAGUUGUACAAGAAGAUGAAGGCUCCUGCUUCACCAACCGCACCAGAUAUUCAUAGUUACCAUAUAUUGCUUGGAAUGUUCGUCAAGUUGAACCAACAUGGAACUGUUACGGAACUUUGGAAUGAUAUGUGCGAGAGCACUGUAGGUCCUGAUCUUGAUUCAUAUACCUUGCUGAUCCAUGGUUUUUGUGAAAAUGAGAAAUGGAGAGAAGCAUGCCAAUUCUUCAUGGAAAUGAUAGAGAAAGGUUUUCUUCCCCAAAAGAUCACUUUUGAGAUACUGUAUCGUGGUCUUAUACAAGCUGACAUGUUAAGGACCUGGAGAAGACUGAAGAAAAGGGUUGAUGAAGAAGCAGCAAAAUUUGGUGACGAAUACAAAUUGUAUCACAUCAAGCCUUACAAAAGGUGAUAUGAUGCCAGAAAAACGAUGAUCUGUUUCAUUCUUUUGAUUGGUUCAUGCAGUUGGACCCUUGCUGUCAUAUGCGCUUGACUGGAGCAUGAUUGCAAGAUAUAUCUGUGUACCUUCGAACAUGAACUUACGAAACGUGAGCUAAGACGGACUUGAGGGGACUAAAGGAAGGGGUGGGAAGACAAGUGGCAUUAGUAUACUGAUUUAGCGUAGUGAAACUGCCGUUACUUUCGUGCUAUUGAUAUUUGGUGUGUUUGGGUGAACUUGAAGGUAAACUGCUGUUUAAUGAUCUUCAGAUAUUCAUCUUCAGCUUACAUAUGAGCUAAACAGCUCUCAGAGAUAAACUGUUAACCGUUUAUCUUUUUAUUGCAGAAAGAGGUACUCUCUCUAAUCCAUAUUAAUUAUCAAAAUAUUACAUGUAUCUAGACGCUUUUUAGGUAUAGAUAAAUCCAUAUUUUGACAAAUUUGAGACAAGCGGUGGACGCGAUUGAGCGUGCCGUGUGGCUGACAACUACUGGUGCCGGCACAGGAACAAGAAACUCUUCUGUUUAGUUUAUAAGCUUUGUCUUUUGUUGUGUUUCUUUUCGUUUGUUAUUAGAAGCAAUGAAUUUGCCUGAAUCAGUGAUCAGAGUCUGUAAACAGACUAAAUUUUGUCACCAAAUUUCAUCAGCUU
Messenger RNA from Brachypodium distachyon (stiff brome), 2345 nucleotides. RefSeq names its product pentatricopeptide repeat-containing protein At2g13420, mitochondrial. Gene Ontology annotation, molecular function: protein binding. NCBI's taxonomy places the organism in Eukaryota, Viridiplantae, Streptophyta, Magnoliopsida, Poales, Poaceae. The record is from RefSeq and is a predicted model, not a curated record. Gene Ontology annotation, biological process: RNA splicing. The coding region runs from base 104 to 1672 and encodes 522 amino acids. The transcript is spliced from 2 exons.